AUGUCAGAUGUCUUGGUUGAGAAUUAUAUUCCAGGGGCGUUGAAAAAGUAUCAGUUAGACUAUGAAUCCUUGAAGAAGAUCAACCCCAGAUUAAUCUACGCAUCAAUAACGGGGUACGGGCAAACAGGACCAUACUCGAACCGAGCAGGGUACGACGUGAUGGUGGAAGCGGAAAUGGGACUGAUGCACAUCACAGGGGAGCGGGAUAGAUCACCAGUGAAAGUCGGGGUUGCAGUGACAGACCUAACGACAGGACUGUACACCUGCAACGCUAUCAUGGCGAGCCUGCUCGCACGGCAGAGAACAGGGACGGGCCAACACGUAGACGUGGCACUGGCGGACUGCCAGGUAGCGACACUAGCCAACAUUGCAAGCAGCGUGCUGAUUAGUGGGGAGCGCGACGGCGGGCGAUGGGGCACGGCACACCCAUCCAUUGUCCCUUACAAGGGCUUCGUGACGGCCGACGGCGACAUCAUGCUGGGCGGCGGCAACGACCGGCUCUUCGGUGUGAUCUGCGACAAGCUGGGGAAGCCUGAGUGGAAAGGAGACCCGCGCUUUGUUACCAACGACGCCCGCGUCCAGAACCGCGCCGUUCUCGAGGACAUGAUUGAGGCGAUUACCAGGACGAAAACUACAUCCCAGUGGCUCGAGAUCCUCGAGGGCUCAGGAAUGCCGUACGCGGCCAUCAAUGAUGUGAAGGAUACCCUGGAUCAUGAGCAUGUGCGCGCUCGCGGGAUGGUGUCCCAGAUUGAGCAUCCGUCUUGUGGGCCGAUGAGUCUUGUCAGCCCGCCGGUCAAGUACAGUGAGAGCCAGACGGGGAUCAGGUCCCCGCCGCCUACACUCGGCCAGCAUACGGACACUGUGCUUACGGAAGUCCUUGGGUGGACGGGUGAGGAGGUACAGAGACUGAAGGACCAGGGUGUCAUUGCUUGA
Exophiala aquamarina CBS 119918 is the source of this 933-nucleotide messenger RNA. RefSeq lists its product as uncharacterized. Gene Ontology annotation, molecular function: catalytic activity. The transcript has 3 exons. The record is from RefSeq and is a predicted model, not a curated record. Lineage: Eukaryota; Fungi; Ascomycota; Eurotiomycetes; Chaetothyriales; Herpotrichiellaceae. The coding region runs from base 1 to 933 and encodes 310 amino acids.